Molecule: messenger RNA, 1128 nt
Organism: Sceloporus undulatus (fence lizard)
Lineage: Eukaryota; Metazoa; Chordata; Lepidosauria; Squamata; Phrynosomatidae
Gene: ANAPC16
Product: anaphase promoting complex subunit 16
Exons: 4
Coding region: 110-496 (128 amino acids)
Biological process (GO): protein ubiquitination
Cellular component (GO): kinetochore; anaphase-promoting complex; cytosol
Source: RefSeq, a predicted model, not a curated record
GUAUCCUCUUCACUGCACAGGAGGAUGAGGCGCCGCAAAAGGGCAUGUCCAAAUAAAAGCUAAAGACACUCCUGGAAAUGUGGACCCAUGCUGCUUAGUUGUGCUCAAGAUGGAGGACAUUUCGGAAUUCCUCCUGGACAGAAGGCUGGAAUGGAGGACGCAUCCUGGAAAAGGAGGGCCCCACUUCAUUAAAAGGUUCAGACAAAACAAAAUGGCUGCCUCUUCCUCAUCAUCUUCAGCUGGUGGAGUUAGCGGAAGCUCUGUGACGGGUUCUGGAUUCAGCGUCUCAGACCUUGCCACACCACAUGGCUCAGAGCGAUUCCUCUGUGAAUCAGUUUUCAGCUACCAGGUUGCAUCCACAUUAAAGCAAGUGAAACAUGAUCAGCAGGUUGCUCGGAUGGAAAAACUUGCUGGUUUAGUUGAAGAACUGGAGGCAGAUGAAUGGAGGUACAAGCCCAUAGAACAGCUGUUGGGUUUCACACCUUCAUUGGGCUGAAAGUUUUAACAUUUGUUGGUUUGGAAAAAGAAAGCACUUGAAGAACACUGCUUUAAACCAUUUGGUUGUUCUACAUUGCAUUAUCCUAUGUAAUAAAAGAACAAUCCAUUGCAGAUGUCUCUUUUACCAGAUCCAGUAAAAGGUGGCCACCGAACAGUUUUUAAAACCUUUCCCCAAUUUUCCAGCAGCUUGUUUUAGGAGGGUGUGAUUUCUGUAACUAAGGUAUGAUAUGAUCAGUUUUCGGAGAAGAACCUAUUUGCUUAAAAGGGAAGGGAUGGCUAUUUAAAAUUACAGCCCUUUACACUGACUUGACCGCAUGUAUGCUGAAAGUUGGCCAUGUAAUAGGACCCUUGUUACUGUUCAAGUUAAACUCUUGGAGGCAGAAUGAAGAUGAAUGUGAUAAAACAAUGGGACAGGCAGAAGAAUAACUGUUUCCUGUAUUUAGAUAUUCUGGCUUUUGCUGAGUCUGUAUUUUCUCAGCUGUUCCUCUGUCAAAUAUAUAUGGACCUAUCAGCAGCAGAGGGUGACUACUAUUAAAGACAGAGUGAAUCUCUGGAAAGAUACAUUGGUUCUCUUUUCCAUUUGUUCCAAUGCACUUGAACUGUUUGACAAAUAAAUGAUUACAACAACUA